CUCUUUGCAGUAAUGGCCCUUGGGAACACUUGGGUUGGAUUUUACACCGCUCUGCUCUUCUGCCUUUGGGAACUCUUGUUCACAGACGGACUCAGCCUGGAACCCAUCUACUGGAAUACUUCGAACAAAAAGUUCCAGAACGAGGGGGGCUACGUCUUGUACCCCCAGAUCGGCGACCGCUUGGACCUCAUCUGCCCCCGCUCGGUGCCUCUCGGCCCCUUCUCUACUGAGGACUACGAAUACUACAAGCUGUACCUGGUGCAGACCGAGCAGGCAGAGCGCUGCGAGAUCCUGCGCGCCCCCAACCUGCUGCUGACCUGUGACCGUCCCGAGCAGGACAUGCGCUUCACCAUUAAAUUCCAGGAGUAUAGUCCCAACCUUUGGGGCCACGAGUUCAAGUCCAACCAGGACUAUUACAUCAUCACAACCUCAGACGGUACCAAGGAAGGGCUCGAGAACUUGAAGGGCGGGGCCUGCCUUUCCAAAGGCAUGAAAGUUGUGCUGAAGGUUGGGCAGCAUCCCAACACUGGCUCCAAAUCCCAGAAGUCCAUGCCAGCCACGCCUGCUGAGAAGGAGCGAGGGAUGCCGGGUGCUGCUGAGCCCAACAAGGAAAUGAUCCCAGGACCCCCCUCUGGAAACACCACUGGGAAGGUGGGUGGCGAGAACGGCCCUUUGCCACAGUCCAACGUGCCCAUCAUUGCGGGCGCUGCUGGGGGAGCUGCCUUUGUCCUGCUGGUGGCUGCAGCCGUGACGGGGGCCCUGUGUUACCGCCACCACCGGGCAAAGCACAGUGAGUCUCACCACCCCCCGUUGUCACUUAGUACCCUGACCAGCCCCAAGCGGGCAGGCGGGGGUGGUGGCGCCAACAACAAUGGCUCGGAGCCCAGCGACAUCAUCAUCCCCCUCAGGACUUCAGACAGUGCAUUCUGCCCCCACUACGAGAAGGUGAGCGGCGACUACGGGCACCCCGUCUACAUCGUGCAGGAGAUGCCCCCGCAGAGCCCGGCCAACAUCUACUACAAAGUAUGAGGCGAGGGGCGGCUCCGCUGAGCUCCCGCAGGACCUCCGCGGUGGGCAGGCAAGGACUUGGAGCAGACGGGGCACCGUGGGACAUU
Candoia aspera is the source of this 1115-nucleotide messenger RNA. RefSeq names its product ephrin B3 (gene EFNB3). The record is from RefSeq and is a predicted model, not a curated record. Gene Ontology annotation, biological process: axon guidance; ephrin receptor signaling pathway. The transcript is spliced from 5 exons. The coding region runs from base 13 to 1029 and encodes 338 amino acids. Gene Ontology annotation, cellular component: plasma membrane. NCBI's taxonomy places the organism in Eukaryota, Metazoa, Chordata, Lepidosauria, Squamata, Candoiidae. Gene Ontology annotation, molecular function: ephrin receptor binding.